AUGUCUACAACGCUGGUGGCGUGUGGGAAAGUAGCCUCAAGCUCCAGGCUUCUGCUGCGCUGUCAGUCGACGCUGUCGUCGUCUUUACAGAGAAUGCACGCCGAUCUAAAAAGCGAUGAGCUUUUGCCAGGAAAUACACCGGACUACGUGCGUUUAAUCCUUCGGUCGUCGGUGUAUGACGUUAUUGAGGAGUCCCCUGUGACGCGAGGCAUUGGUCUGUCGUCCCGUUUAAAUACCAAUGUUCAUCUAAAGAGGGAAGACCUACUGCCGGUUUUCUCUUUCAAGUUGAGAGGAGCCUACAACAUGAUGGCUAAAAUAGCAGAAAAGUCUAACAGCAAUCAGGGUGUUAUUGCCUGCUCGGCAGGAAACCACGCCCAAGGUGUGGCUUGGGCGUCCAGACACUUAAACAUGCCUGCAAUCAUUGUAAUGCCCGUUAACACCCCAUCGAUCAAGUAUCAAAACGUUUCUAGACUUGGCGGACAAGUGGUUUUAUUCGGAAACGAUUUUGACGAAGCCAAAAUCGAAUGUGCCAGAAUUGCUGAGGAAAGAGGUCUUGUCAACAUUCCACCUUUCGAUCAUCCCUACGUCAUCGCAGGUCAAGGAACUGUGGCGAUGGAGAUUCUGAGACAAGUGCACAAUGCUUCUAAGAUAAGCGCGGUUUUUGUUCCCGUAGGUGGCGGUGGUUUGAUUUCCGGUGUUGCAGCGUACAUCAAGAGAAUUGCACCUCACAUCAAGGUCGUGGCCGUUGAAACCUACGACGCUGCCACUCUAAAGACCUCUUUGGACAAUGGCCGCAGGACUCUACUCGAGCAGGUGGGAACUUUUGCAGAUGGUACCUCGGUGCGUAUGAUUGGUGAGGAAACCUUCCGUCUCUGCCAAGAGCUCGUCGAUGAGACUGUGUUGGUCAAUACGGAUGAGAUCUGUGCUGCCGUGAAGGACAUUUUUGAGGACACCAGAAGCAUUGUCGAACCCUCUGGUGCUUUGGCAGUGGCAGGUCUCAAGAAGUACAUCACACAACUCCAUCCUGACGUUGACCACUCCAAAAAGUCCUACGUGCCAAUCUUGUCUGGCGCCAACAUGAACUUUGACAGAUUAAGAUUCGUUUCCGAGCGUGCUGUUCUCGGUGAGGGCAAAGAAGUGUUCAUGCUAGUGACCAUCCCAGACAUUCCUGGCUCGUUCAAAAAACUGCAAAGAGUCAUUCAUCCAAGAGCCGUUACGGAAUUCUCGUACCGUUUUAACGAGCAUGACACAUCUUCGGGUACUCCAAAGGCCUACAUCUACACGUCUUUCAGCGUCGUCAACCGUGAAAAGGAGAUUAACCAGGUUCUACAGCAGCUACACAAGCUGGGCUUCGAGGCUGUCGAUAUCUCUGACAACGAAAUGGCAAAGAGCCACGGUAGAUACCUUGUUGGAGGUGCCUCCCGGGUCGACAACGAGAAAGUCAUAUCUUUUGAAUUCCCAGAGCGUCCUGGCGCUCUUACAAAGUUUUUGGACGGUAUGAGCGAGUCCUGGAAUCUGACUCUAUUCCACUACAGAAACAAUGGCUCGGACAUUGGUAAGGUUUUGGCAGGUAUCUCAGUUCCUCCUCAAGACGAACAGGUUUUCCAAAACUUCUUGAACGACUUGGGCUACAGAUAUCAGGACGAAACUGAAAACAUGGUCUACCAGAAAUUUUUGAAGUUUUAA
Molecule: messenger RNA, 1686 nt
Organism: Lachancea lanzarotensis
Lineage: Eukaryota; Fungi; Ascomycota; Saccharomycetes; Saccharomycetales; Saccharomycetaceae
Gene: ILV1
Product: LALA0S01e05358g1_1
Exons: 1
Coding region: 1-1686 (561 amino acids)
Biological process (GO): L-threonine catabolic process
Molecular function (GO): threonine deaminase activity; pyridoxal phosphate binding
Source: RefSeq, a predicted model, not a curated record